AUGCCAUCCGCUCUUUGGGCCGCAACCACUGCCGCCGCCCUCACCGCCGUGAAGGCCGCCACCCUCAAUGACGUGUGUACCACUUCGUACGCUCAGUCCGCGCUUCCGGCCGACGAUGUCUACCCAGGCAUCACCAUCGACAAGACUUCGGUCCAGACGGCCAUGACCACCAAUUCAUCCGUCAGCUCUGACUGGUAUCCCUCCAGCGUCAUAGACUACUGCAACGUUACUUUCGCCUACUCCCACAAUGGAAUUUCCAAUGACAAGGUCCAUGUCUCGUACCUUGUUCCUGCUCCGGAUAAGUUUCAGAACCGUUACCUCUCGACCGGCGGUGGCGGUCUGGCCAUCAAUUCGCAGUCCCAGUACAGCCCUUCCGGCAUCAUCGUCGGAGCCGUUUCCGGAAUCACCGACGGUGGGUUCGGCUCGUUUUCCACCAGUUGGGACGACGUUUUCCUUCUGGCCAAUGGCACCAUAAACUGGCAGUCGGUCUACAUGUUCGGUUACCAAGCCCACCACGAACUGGCCACGCUAGGCAAACAGUUCGCUCGCAACUUCUUCAAAGUCCCCUCGAGCGAGAAGCUCUACUCUUACUACCAAGGCUGCUCCGAGGGCGGCCGUGAGGGAUGGUCGCAGGUCCAACGCUUCGCCGACCAGUUCGACGGUGCUGCUAUCGGCGCCCCCGCCUUCCGCUAUGGCCAGCAGCAAGUGAACCACCUCACUUCAAACGUAAUCGAGCAGACGCUGGGCUACUACCCGCCGCCUUGCGAGCUGGAGAAGAUCAUGAACCUGACCAUCGCCGCCUGCGACAAGCUGGACGGUAAGACGGACGGCGUCGUAUCCCGGUCCGACCUCUGCAAGCUGCGCUUCGACCUCAACAGCACCAUUGGCACGCCAUACUCCUGCGCCGCUACCUCAGGCUCAAGCUGGGGCUUCGGGAAUCUCGAGGCCAGGGACUUGGAGCGGCGUCAGAUGCCAUCCGCCGCCGAGCCGGCGCAGAACGGCACCGUCACGGCCCAAGGUGUCGCCGUUGCCGCAGCCAUCAUCGACGGCCUGCACGACUCUGCUGGCCGCCGGGCCUACAUCUCGUACCAGCCGGGUGCCAGCUUUGAGGACGCUACGACCGCGUACGACUCGACGACCAACACCUGGGGCCUCAGCAUUAGCUCGCUGGGUGGCGAGUGGGUCGGGCGGUUCCUCGAGUUGCAGGAGGUGUCCACCCUGUCCUCGCUCGACAACGUGACAUACGACACGCUUGUCUCCUGGAUGAAGUUUGGCCAGGCCAAGUACGGCGACUCGCUGCAGACGACCUUCCCCGACCUGUCGCCGUUCCAGGCCGCCGGCGGCAAGGUUAUCCAUGUGCAUGGUGAGCAGGAUGACUCGAUCCCGACCGGGUCGUCGGUCCAUUACUACGAGUCUGUCCGCGGCGUCAUGUUCCCAGAGCUGCCGUACAACGAGAGCGUUGCGAAGCUGGACGAAUUCUACCGCCUGUAUCUGGUGCCCGGUGCGGCGCACUGCGGCGCGAAUACCAACCAGCCCAAUGGCGGAUGGCCGCAGACGACGUUGCAGACCGUCAUUGAGUGGGUUGAGAAGGACGCGGCGCCCGCCACCCUGAAGGGUUCGGUGGGAAUCGAUGAGAUUUGCCGCUGGCCACUGCGUCCGCUGUGGUCGGGCAACGGCACCGCAUUCGACUGUGUUUACGAUCAGGAGUCGAUCGACACGUGGAAGUAUGAAUUUGAUGCGUACAAGAUGCCGCUGUAUUAG
This is a messenger RNA of Lasiodiplodia theobromae, 1761 nucleotides long. Its product is annotated as Tannase subunit. The coding region runs from base 1 to 1761 and encodes 586 amino acids. The transcript has a single exon. The record is from RefSeq and is a predicted model, not a curated record. NCBI's taxonomy places the organism in Eukaryota, Fungi, Ascomycota, Dothideomycetes, Botryosphaeriales, Botryosphaeriaceae.